UUUCAAUGAACGCAUCCCACAAAUCCAAAUGUCAGAGCUGAACCUCAGGGCUAAAUUUGAUGCUGAAUUGAUCCCUGGGGGCUAAUGUCAGCGAGCCUUGACAGUGCAAAUGACUCGUAUACGUAUAUGUUGUUUUAAUCUGGCUGAAGACCAAUCCCAGGUAGAACGGCAGGAGCUACAUUCCCUUCCCUUGAGGAGCCUGAUCUGAUGCGUGACACAUUGCAGGUAGGAGAUGACUUUAUACACGCCAGUGUGUCUGUCCAGACUCAUAUCUCUAUCUCAGAAUAUGAGGCGCAUACUAUUACGCUGUUUACUAUUCUCCUCUUCUUCCCCAGAUUUAUUGUUUGUCCGCGCGUCCCUUAAGUCUACAACUUUGGUCGGGGUCCAAAUAUGACAUCUAUGUCUGAGUUCGGCACCAGCCGAGGUAAAGUAGCUCCAAUGACGGCACACAUAGCUUUCCCAACAGAAAGUGGCGUGAGGAAAAGAGAAAACAUUUCGCCUUCUACUCUACCAGUCGCGAGGCUAUUCGCGUCUUGUUUCUUUCAUUGUUGCCGGGGAGCAGUGUCUUUCGUGAAGGUUGGAUCCAGACCGAGGGACAACACGUUUGGAUCGCUCGAACACAAAAAGAGACGCUGUGUGGACCGCAUAUGACAUUCCGCCUUGGUGAUGGCAUCUGAGGUUACCAAAGGGCUUAAGGGGAGUACUUGUAACAAUAGGAAGUCUAUACGCGUGAGCGUAUCUAUAUACGCACUCCAAUACGCCCACCAUUAGUCGUAUAACAUGCGGAUGCGUUGUUGAAGCAUCCAUUAGUUAUUCGAGAAAUUCGCCUCUCCAGUCUCUGUCGACAGCAUGCCUGGUUCUGAUCGGCGCGAAGCCGUGCAAGUCGCGACGACCGUCACGAUCGUCAUUGCCUUUGUGUUCGUGGCACUACGGAUGAUAAGCCGGAUAUUUAUCACGAGGCGUACAACCUUGGAUGACUACGUGAUGAUACUCGCCUGGAUAAUUGCAUUUGGAGGUUCUUUUACUAUUCUACUUGCGGCACGAAAGGGGUUUGGCUUGAUGGAUGCAGAACUCAAACCAGAGUGGAUAACGACUUUGAAGAAAUGCGGGUAUAUCUACAGUAUUAUUUAUAACCCAGCACUUAUGGCUACCAAGACGAGCAUCCUAAUAUUCUACCUACGCCUUUCGAGGACGAAUAAGCUGUUCCGGAUUGGAACGUACGCAACAAUGGGAGUGGUAAAUGUGGUAGGCCUAAUAUUGACAUUUAUCAAUGUUUUCCAGUGCCACCCACUCGACAAGAUCUUCUCGGACUCUUUUGUUGAUCCGACACAGAAGUGUAUACCGUUAGUCACACUUUUUCUCGCCUCGUCGCCGGCUAAUAUCUUCACUGAUCUUGCGAUAUUGGUACUUCCAAUACCUGUUCUCACCGGUAUGCAUCUACCUAUGAGACAGAAAACAAUACUAGUCUUAACGUUCGGACUCGGAAUAUUUGUCACCAUUGUCGACGUGAUCCGAAUCUAUUACCUCCAGCAAGCCCUAGGACCUACAACUGCUAAUUCCAGCUCACCACAAGGAACGCCCGGACUUGGUGCAAGUCCCAACUUUGUAUUCAAUGUAUCGUACGGUCUAAUGUGGUCGAUUGUGGAGGUGAAUGUCGGCAUUAUAUGUGGUUGCAUCCCGCUACUGAAGCCAUUGGUAUCCAAGACAAUGCCGAAGCUCAUUAACCCUCCUGGGUUUCAUGGUAGCCAGACAUCGUCUCAAGUCUCAGCGACCCUGACAAGACCGGCGGAAAUGCCCACGGAUCGGGCCCCUGCCAGGCAGAACAACAUAGAAGGGUUCACGCCCUUAAACUUUAGAAUGCCGGGGACCCCUUUGCCGGAAAUGUCGAUGACGCCAGGUCCGAGUCUCGGGACGCCUAUUCUACAGAAUUCACAUCGAACAUCAGUAUCAUCCACCGGCGGAGUGGGCGAGGCGCCCUCGCAGUUGGCCUCACGACGAGUCUCGCUUUCGCCAGUCCAUGAAGGCGGGUCGUCCAUGCAGCAAACAUCUCAAGAGCCUUCAUUGCAGCCCUCACAAGAUCCACUUGAUUCACCCGUCCUAGAGAGCAGUACCCCCAUAGAGCAAACCGAGUCUUCAACUUCACCUUCAACCGAGCAUGAGAACUUUUCUCCCAGGCGAAGGUACCCGCAACAGACAGCUCUUUCACAACAGAAUGAUGCCGACCACCAAGUACAGAACGAUGCACAGCCAGCACAAGAAGGAAUGUUCUCGCCAGAACAACAACAACAUCAAGAAAUGGACAUGCUCAACUUUCUCACCUCGCCUGGGAUGCCUCCAAGAACUGAAUCCGGGCCUGACCGACCGAACCAAAUCCAUUUUGGUUUUGUUAAAAUCCGUCAGCCAAGAUCUAUGCUGCGCACUUCUGCAAAAGACUCGUGGAAAUACUGUGCUUGGGUCUCAGUUUCUUUCUUCCUAUUAGGAUUUUCUUACGGGCUACUCAACACACUCAACGUCCAAAUAUCUCUGAUCGCACGUUAUACGCGAGCACUGACCGUAUCUCUGCACACAAUGUAUUUUGCCGGAUAUUUCUUCGGCCCCUUAACGGUUGGGUUGUACUGCCUGAGAAGGGGUGGGUUUAAGGUGACAUUCAUGGUCGGUCUUUGCAUCCUUGGAACUGGGACUCUCGUUUUCUGGCCUUCCUCCAUCCUUCUUACAUAUCCGGGCUUUAUCAUUUCCAAUUUUAUCAUUGGAUUUGGCUUGUCUGUUUUCGAGACCACCGCGAAUGCCUUUGUCCUCCUCUGCGGCCCGCCACGCUACGGCGAGUCUCGCCUUCUAGCAGUUCAAUUCGUUCAGAGUAUCGGUGCAAUUGUCAGCCAGCUCCUGGUUGAGAAGGCUUUUUUUCCCUCUAAUGAAGUUCACAAUAACGUCCUUAGUAUACGGUGGACAUAUCUUACUAUUUCCUUCAUCACAGUCAUCAUCGCCCUUGUUUUUCACUACACGCCACUACCAGAGGCGAGCGAUGAGGACCUCCAAGACUCUCUCCAGCCCCAGCUUUUACCACUUAAUCGCGUUAUUAACGACGAUCCUAGUAAUCGCAUUUUUGGCUUUCGAGUUGUCUAUAUAAGCCUCGCCUUCGCCUGCUUCACCAUGUUCUGCUAUAUGUUCUCCCAGGAGAGUUUCAAUGUUUGGUUCAACAAUUCACUCCUCUCCUCCACCAACGUAAUAGACGGUACCCACCGGCGCCAGUUACUAUCCCCGAAUUUUGUUCUCUAUGGGCAUUGUGCAUUCUCAGGGUCGUUGCUAUUGGCCUCGGCAUUGUGUCUCUACGUGCGGCCGCGCAUCAUCCUACUCGGAGCCCUCUUAGGCAGUGCAACAUUUAGGUUGGCGUUCAUUCUGAUUCCAGCUGAGCUGGAGAAGAAAAACAGUUCGAAGAUUGCGGGACUGGCCGUAGCAGAAUAUUUCUGUGAGGCCCCCAUAUAUGCAAUUAUUGUGGGGCUGGCGCUGAGGGGCCUCGGCGCGAAAACAAAGCUCGGUAGUGCGUUGGUUAUUACUAUGAACAUAGGAGGGGCGGCGGGACCAUGGGUCGUUCUUGGGGUUAUUAAGGGGAUGGGGAAUACUCGGAGGCCAUUUGUUGUUGGGGUUGCUUUCUUGUUCUUCGUAUCACUUUAUCCACUGUAUCUGUCUGUGGUGCCGAAGGCUAGGGCGAUUGUAGAUUGGCCUGAUGACGGCGAAGCUGGAAGCGAGAGGAGGGUGAGCCAGUCUGACUCGAUGGCGGCCGUGGAGGCUGCGAAUGCGGGAGUGUAUAGUAGUAGGCAUCAUGGGAUGCAUUGGCCUGCUCUUGUGGAGAAAGAGUUUGCGCAUAUUAGGAGAGCGAGUUCCACGAGCGGGAAGGCCGUGAGCAAAUGGGCUGGCAGUGUCAGGGACUGGACGAGGAGAGUCAGCGGGUUGUAGAAGGAGGCUGUCCCACGAGAGUUUGCGUGAUGUUACUAUAUGUAAAAUGGGGGAUUGGAGUUGGGGGGUACAAUAUUCGCAUAUAUGGUGCAGCUUUGGCGUUUUCUAAAUGGUAUAUGGCACAUGUAAAAUAAUUGGAAUCGGGGAAAUACUGUAUAUAUAGAAAAGGCUAUUAAGAAG
This is a messenger RNA of Pseudogymnoascus verrucosus, 4131 nucleotides long. RefSeq lists its product as uncharacterized. The record is from RefSeq and is a predicted model, not a curated record. Gene Ontology annotation, molecular function: transmembrane transporter activity. Bases 850 to 3951 code for a protein of 1033 amino acids. The transcript has 2 exons. Gene Ontology annotation, biological process: transmembrane transport. Lineage: Eukaryota; Fungi; Ascomycota; Leotiomycetes; Thelebolales; Thelebolaceae.